Messenger RNA from Galleria mellonella (greater wax moth), 2912 nucleotides. It is a transcript of the gene AkhR, whose product is annotated as adipokinetic hormone/corazonin-related peptide receptor variant I. Gene Ontology annotation, molecular function: vasopressin receptor activity; peptide binding; adipokinetic hormone receptor activity. The record is from RefSeq and is a predicted model, not a curated record. NCBI's taxonomy places the organism in Eukaryota, Metazoa, Arthropoda, Insecta, Lepidoptera, Pyralidae. The transcript is spliced from 8 exons. Gene Ontology annotation, biological process: G protein-coupled receptor signaling pathway. The coding region runs from base 350 to 1555 and encodes 401 amino acids. Gene Ontology annotation, cellular component: membrane.
CUCAGAUAACAUCUGGGCGGGCGGGCGGCACGACGCGUAGCGCGGCCAGUUGCAAGAGCGCGCGCGGACUACACAAACGUAGCCAUAUUGAACUGUUAGUGAGCAUACUAUCAAGUUGAUAACCGCGAGUGUCUAAUUACCAAGUUACUGACAGUUAACAAAGUGAUGUGCAAUUAAUAUGUGAGUCGAUAGUGUUGUGUGACGAAAGAUUAUGGAUGCGAAAACUUUAUGGCAAAAUCCAUCGGAAUCGUCGUUCCUCAAGACAAUAUGUCAUCAAUACGUACUUGUUUACAAGUAAUGAAUUAGCAAUUUAAAUGUUAUUAGUGUCGAGUGUCUAUAGACUGUAAAAAUGAAUGUAGAUGAGAAAAUCUCGGGCCCCGGUGGGGCGUCGCAAAAAAAUUGGACACAUUUGAACACUAGCUAUGAUGAGUUACCAUUGGACAUGCGGUUUAACCAUGGUCACAUGGUGUCUAUAACAGUGUACAGUGUGUUAAUGGUGAUCUCCGCCACAGGGAACUUGACAGUGCUAUCACAAUUAGUUAAAAGACGUAAAGCGGGCCGCGCGAGCAGGCUCGACAUACUGCUAAUGCAUUUAGCUGUGGCUGAUCUUAUGGUGACAUUCCUGAUGAUGCCGCUUGAGAUCGCGUGGGCGGCUACGGUGCAGUGGCUGGCUGGCGACCUGAUGUGCCGGACCAUGAUGUUCACCAGAACAUUCGGGCUGUACUUAUCGAGCUUUGUCCUCAUUUGUAUAGCUAUUGAUAGGUACUAUGCAAUCCUGAAGCCACUGAACGUGACGUGGGAAGCGCGGGUCAAGAGAGCACUCUCCGUAGCAUGGGCGUGUGCUGCUCUCGCCAGUUUGCCGCAAAGCUUGAUUUUUCACCUAGAAGAGCAUCCAAUUGUAAAAGGAUACUACCAAUGCGUGUCAUACGGGUCGCUGCCAACAGAGGAUCACGAGUUCGUGUACUUCCUGGUCAACAUGCUCCUUAUGUACGUGGCGCCACUCGUGUCCACACUCUAUUGUUCCUCCGCGGCACUCUUAGAAAUUAUUCGAAGGGCGAACACCGCCAAUGAUAAAAUGCGUCGAAGCGGCGUUGGAAUUCUAGGGCGCGCGAGAGCGCGUACCCUCAAGAUGACUGUCACAAUCGUCUUAGUAUUCUUUACAUGUUGGUCCCCAUAUUACUGUUAUUGUUUAUGGUUCUGGAUGGACAAGGAUGCGUUGAAGGACGUGGACCCGGCGGUACAGAAGGCGAUGUGGCUCUUCUCGUGUACCAACUCCUGUGCAAACCCCAUUGUGUACGGCGUCUUUAACAGGAACAGGUGGACGUGGCGAUCUGGACUCAACACGCGAUGUCGAGGUGGCAACAUGUAUCGCGGCUCAAGAUUCCCUUACUAUGGGGAGUCAAUGGAAAUAUCCGCAGCUACCUUAGCCCGAGCUCGCAACUCACUCCCUGACAGAAAUAGUCAACGGGAGUCCCCUUUCGCUACAGCCGCUACACAGAACGGAACUAAAAAACACUUGAAUAACAACAACCAUUUUGAUAACGGUAUGGUUUAGUUAAACCAAUAUAAAAAAAAGUAUUCCCAUACAAAAUGUGGAAGGACAAUUAUUAAUUAUAACAAUCGCUAUGCUGAGAACGUUAUUUUAACAGUUAUUAUGUGGCUAACGUUAUUAUAACGUGUUAUGGUAAUGCUGUUAUACAUUUGCAAAAACAUGCUUUUAUAUAUCGAGUGAGCGAUAGAGCUCAUAUUUUUAUACUGCAUAUUGAGUGGUGAAAUAGGCAGUAUGAAUUAUAUUUAUCAUAUUUAAAGUCAAUAUUUCUAUAGCUGAAAUCCUUAAAUGAAUUGGUAAAAUAAUUAUAGUGGAUCUUUGUAUAAAUAAAUUUGUAUAGAACUAAAUUAAAUAAUUAUCGACAUAGAUAAUGAAUUAUUUUACAGAUUUAUUUUAUAAUAAUUUGUAUAUUCAAUGUAAAAUUAGUAGAGAAAUUGAAACGAAAAGAUUAUUUUAAAUUAUUUUUCUGAUAAUAUUUACUUGUAAAAAAUACACGUAGAUACCUACAAUAUUUCCAAAAUAAAUUCCUAAAAUUGUAAAGAAAGCUUUAAGCAUUAGUCUCGAUGUGUGUUUAGGAUUUAAGUUUUCUAUGGUUGUCGUUUAUGACUAUUGUGCCAUGCCUUACGAAUUAAAAUCUAAUGUUACCUAUACAUUCCUGUUGUAAAUAAAUACACAUUUUGUUUAAAUUAUUGUAAGUUGUUACCUAGAAAUAUUUUUAUUUGAAAUACUCAUGGUUUAAUUUAAUUUAGGGGUUCGAUAACAUUCCAAUGACCAUAAACUUAAGUUGAUAGUUCCUAUACGUUGUAAUUAUCAUAAUCAUUUUUAACCAAUAAGACUGACUGACUGACGAUAAAUAUAUAAAUUUCGAAGAAAUGCAUAAUAGAAUCCGAUUUCCGAUAAAAUUCAAACGCAAUGCAUUUUUCGAACAUUAUCAGCAGAUGAUCCUUGAAUGAUUGUGUUUGUUCUACAGAAUACUUACUAUUCGUAUAGGAUGUACAUUUAUUAUUUUUAUCGCCAUUAGAUGUGCGCAAUGUGUGUGUCUAUGUAAUGCAAUGUAAAGUAUGUUUUAAUACAAUUACGCUAUAAAAUUGUGUGUUUAUUUUAAAUACUUACAAUAUAGGCACUUGCAAUGCUCUUUUAUCUAAUAUUUUGUUAUAUUACAUUAGUAUAAUUAUUACAAAUUAUAUCACAUAUUACGCACGUCUAGAGCGGCUUUAAAUAUUUUUCUUGGCUGUGAGGUGAUCGAGACUCAGUUAUAUCAUUAUAUAAAAUAUUUUACUUUACCAAACAUGAAUUAUGUUAAAGUUUUUAAGUAAACACAAAGAAUAGUUUAUAAAUAUAUAAUUGAAUUCUGUUGAACAUC